Didymodactylos carnosus is the source of this 819-nucleotide messenger RNA. Lineage: Eukaryota; Metazoa; Rotifera; Eurotatoria; Philodinida; Philodinidae. The record is from the annotation of a GenBank genome assembly.
AUGGACUGGUUUGAUCAAAAUCCGCUUCCACCCAUCAAUCUCAUUACAACAGCACCAUUAAGCGAUGUUGUACGUGAACUACCAAUAUUAUCAUUACAAAAUCCUGGAACAGAAAGUUUACUUGAAUCUAUGUUUGCGGAUCAUACUUCAAUGUUGUUAAAUUGUCGUGAUAUUAAUUUAGCUCAACAACUGUGUCAAACAUUGAGUCAAGUUAAUACACAGUCUUUAACAUUUCGUCAUUCGUCAGAUAGCAUUACAACACUGCCGCCUCUCCUUCAAACAUGUUUACAAAUUAAUCCAAAUACAUUUAACGGGAGUACAUCACUUCAAAUACCGUCAGGAAUAGCGCCACCACUGCAGUUUUCAUCACAGUUUCAACCGACAAAUCAAUCAUUUUCUUAUAGUCCAACCGGUUUUGCUGCACCACAUCAACAAAUAAGUCCAACUGCUUGUGCUUACACGACUAGUUCAUCUUAUCCGCAUUCGUUCUUGCCAUUACAAGACAAUCCAUUGACCAAUAAUCACAAUUUUUUACCAUCCUAUGCACAAGUUCCAACUUCACAAUCAGUUUCAUCGUCUUUGUCAAACAAUAUUCGCCCGACGAUACGUCCCACAGCCGUCGUUCCACCAAUUCAAAAAGAACAACAGCACAUACCGAAAGAAAAAACAAUUAGUCCUAAUGCACCUUCAUCCUCGUCAUUGAGUUCAACCUCCAUUUCUCCGAACAAACAAGAAUUGAUUUUUACUGAAAAAUUCCGAUCAUCACCACCACCACCACUAUUCUCACAUGAUCAACAUCAACAUCAACAACAGGUAUAG